AUGGGAACGCUUGAAGUCAUUCCUGAAGGUAAAGUUGCAUGGUUCACUCUAUAAAGCACGUUUCGUUUUUCACACCGCACUCAGUAAUUAAAUUUUAACGACAACGAACAUACUUAGCAGCAAAUAGGCUUUAUAUUAAAUUCAGGCAAUAAAGUUUCCGGCCUACACGAUGAAUCAAGAAUAUAUAAGCAAAAAAAUUUAAGACCGGCCAUGUCUUUAACUAAUCAUCAAUCAACGCAAAGAGGACGAUUGCUCAGUAAAGUUUCGUGAUGCAUGAUCAGUCAGAUCAGUAAAAAGUAGAUUGAGUGAAAAAACUGAGUAACGAUAGAACAAGGGUCUUUUUCCAAAAGCUUUAAAGAGCCUAAAACUUAUACACUUCAAAGUCGGUAUAUUGCUGAGUAUUAAAUCUGAUGAUAGCUCUUGUUGUCAAAGUGAGAGUUGGUAGCGACCAAAUCGAGACCAAAAGUGCACAGCUGAGUGCAGGCAACAUUCAGCUAGAGUGUCAGUAAGAACCGUUAAACAACAAGCAAAUGGGACAGCCGCACUGAUCGGUGUCCACAUCAUAGUGCUUGUCAUGUUGUAUUCAUGUUGUAUUCAUCAUAGUAGGGGGAGGGAAGCCGGUUUUUGCGACCAACGACUGACCACAAGUGGGUAAUGAACUGUCUGUUCUUGCCGUUCAAAUCUUCAAAAAGUUCUACAAAACUGACACGCGUUUAAUACUUAUUAUUGGCAACACUCGGAUGUAGAUCAAGCGUCUUGGUCCGGUCUUGAUUCAGCGUAUAGCCGACUCUUCUCCCGCCUCAACUGCUUGGAAAAAUUUAGCGUCAUAAAAAAGGGAGCUUCAUUUUUUCCUACUAGACAUGAACCAUUAUUGAUUUUUUCUAUUGAUCGACAAAAAUUGCAAAACGAGUGAAACACUGUAAAGAAAUUCAAGUGCAAAGAGUUCAUGACAGCGACUGACACAGCUACAAAAAUGAGUAUGUCUCGUCCCUAAAUUUAAAUCAAAAUGAAAGACAUGAUAUAAUGUCACCGUUAUUCAAAAAGCAGUGACUUUGGCCAAUAAAAUGAAACUAUUGAUAAUGGUGACUUAAAGCACGUUAUAUUGGCUCCAAAGAAAACUGAUUUAUAAAUUCAUUAAAACAACUUGUUUCAUUUUAAUAUUUUAAAUGUAAGCCGGUUAUGCUCGGUUACUAAUCACGAAUGUCAGUUUUGAUGGAUCAACGAAGAUGUCAUGGGGCUACAAGAGGUUUUCACAGCUUUUGUAUUUUUAAAACCAGAGACCCACUAGAUGUGACAUUGCCCUGAAAAUUAAAGCGCGCAGUUUUAUUUUUUUACAUGCGAGUACAAGGAUCGAUAUUUUCGUGAAUCGCUAUGGAGGGACAAACUGAAAGCGCCGAUCAUGACAUGUCAGCUUAGAGGCUCACGUAAAUCGGCCUCUCUUUGAGGAUUUAUCAAGCUCGGGAUUCGGGAUCUGAAAGCAAAAUCUGGGCGAGAUUGGGGAUUGAAAGUUAGCCUGCGUAGCUGGCGGUAUUGUGUGGGUGCGAGAUUAAAGUUUUGGCGGCGGAGCCGUGUUCCAAAAAAAGGGAGUAGGGACGAGGCGGUUGAAAUACCGCCUGCCAGAAAACCCCGGUAUUUUGAAUACCUCCGCACACCAGUGUGCGGGGAAACGGAUUGGUCGAGGGCCAUACAUAUGUCAAUCAUGUUAGAUGAGCCUUCGCGUAUAUUUCCCAAUUUAGGGAGCAGAUGGCAAACUGGAAAAGACGUACAUGUAAAGUGAUUGUGUUUUCCGCUUUAAAAAGAGCAUAAUUGAUGACCAAAUUGCCAAAAUUGCGUCUUUAAACUUCACAGUAUUUCUCGCGGCUUCGCCGCUCGUGACGGCUCCGCCGUCAAAUCUCACUCGACUAUAUUACAACGGCUCCGCCGCCAAAUCUCACUCGACUACUACACAAUACCGCCAGCUACGCAGGCUAAUUGAAAGUAUGCGCUGGAGGCGGGAUGCCAAAAAUAACCCUCGGGGUUACGGGAUUGCACGAAAUUUUGGGUCGGGAUUACGGGAGUGAACAACACUAUUGGGGAUCCUCGUCUUUUUUUCGGAGAACUAGAGGUCACUUUUCUGUCGCAACGUAGACUUGCCUCCCAAGCAAACGUUCUUUUGACUCGAGCCCUCGUGACGAUCCCAUACUUCGUCUGCGUAGGGAGGCUACAAUGCCUGCUAUCGAAACAGUCAUAUUUCGUAUAUCUGAAAAAUUUAGGCACAGAAAAACUUGUAUGGCUCCAGGCUAAGACCCUCUACCUAGCGCUCGACACGUCCUCUCGUUUCCUUUUGUGGAUCUGCGAUACAUUGAUCAAGAGAUCCAGUUACACGUAACUUUAUACCUGGCCGGAAAUGCCAUAUCAUCAGCAUGCGUUGCUAGGUUACCAAGCAGAUAACAGUUGCUCUUUGAACAAAAGAGCAGCUGAUGAAAACUUUACGUUGUAUUGAUCAAUAAUAGCUUAAUCCAAAAUAAUGUGUGUUGAUUACCACUUCUUUAAACUACUCUAGAGAUCUUCUCAAAACCAAGAAUGCGUCAGCCAGAACGAGGUUCCAGCCUUUACCAGCUGAGCAUUAGCAGAGCCCCGAAACUUCGGUGUGUCAACAGUCCGGUGAAAUCUUGUGGAAUCUGCGAGGAUUGUUGUCUAGGCGCGAAAUUGAAGCAUACAAAGGAAUGGUUUUGCCGUUGCGGGGAACCAGUUAAGAGGAGAUACAUCCUUGGUCUUGUUGAACGAUUUGAUUCCCUGGAUCUGCUUGAAUAUGUGACUUCUUUGCUGCAAUCUUUUCAAUAUAAAGACUUCACCUACAUGCGAUCACGGAGCAAGCCGAGUUUGAUCAUUGACACCUCGAGUCCACCAACCAACCACGCUUUAAAUGAAAAUGAAUUAUUGGAAACGAUAGACAGUUAUUUGGAAUGGUUUUCAGUCAGCACUUAUUGGACGAAAGCGAAUUAUUUACUGGGCUUAAUGCAGUUGUGUGAUACACAUAUUCUACAUAUCAUGGCAGUAAAGGCAAGAGCCUUGUGUGAAAGAGAACAUAGGAGACAAAGAGCUCUUGAAGAUGGUUUAAUAGACCGAGGUUUGUUCAUUGUCCUUGUAUAUAAAACGUGCGGCUUGUCAGUGUUAAAUGUUCUUCAGUGUUAUCGUUAUUAAAAUAAUUUUUUAUGGAUAUGAAUUUUCAAACUUCACAAAAAUGGGAGCCCAAAAACGGAUUUUUUAUAUGAAUUUGUUAAUUAAAAUCCAUCUUGGAGAAGGAUUUUUGGUAAGUCAAUAUGUAGCUUAGCCUGUGCCACAGACGGAACUAAACUUCUGGUUAGUCCGUCUGCAAAACAAUGCUGAAAUCCUUGUUCAUGGUCCCCAGCAUUGCACCAGGGUUUGAGUGUGUACCAUGAAUAGCCUGUGUUAAACUCAUCGCUAAUGAUGAGCUUGGGAGCAGGUGCCUUAAAGGUUAGUGGGGGGCCAAGUGCAAUAAGCAGAGAGGAGGUAUCCAUGGCAACCCUGGAAGCGGGAACCACCCCAAGAGCAGCCACUAACCGGCACCGUCACACUGAAUAAAUUCAGUGGAGAUACUCACCUAAGAGAAUACUUACCUGAGAAAAUACUUACCAAACCACCAGGCAGGGAGGGAGGAGAGGGAGCAAGAAUCUGCAAUGAUUCGCAAGAAGGCAAACAUUGAUCCGCUACGAUCAGCAAGAAUCCGCAAUGAUUCGCAAGAAGGCUAAAAAUGAUCCGCUACGAUCAGCAAGCAAAGCUAUAAUGCAAAGCAACACUAGCAAAAGGGCACACAAGGAACCCUGCAAUUCCCCGCGGGCCGCCCCGUAGGUCACAUACUGAAGUGGGAGAAGACCGCUGGCCAACUCACUCGAGUUUAACUUUGCCUAAAUGAUAUUUAGCCACAUAAAAAUGUCAUCGUCGAUUUGCCAGUCAGUUUGAAGGGAGAUUCAAAACACAUUUUUGGUAAUUCAUUGAGUCCACUGGGGCCCCAGAGCAAGGAUAUCUGGGUUGCUUUGCAGAGAUUACUAACCGGGGCUAGAUUAUGUCUGCAAUAAAGGCCAUAUAUAGCUGGGCUUUUGGGCCAGGUGUAAUUUUUGUCAGAGAGUAGUCCUUUAGUCUUCUGAAAAUGAGGUUGUGCCAAUCCUAAAUUUUACUUAAAUAUUUAAGACUCUCAUAAGCCUCAACACCAGCUGUCCUACAAAAAUAUGCCGUCUUUAGUUUUUGACAUAGUGCGCUAUUACAAGACCCUUUUAGUGGGGGGGGGAGGGUUUGUAUGUCAGUUGUCUGAAUUUCAAAUACUGCUGUUUCACAUUUUGAGGAGUAGGCAUGGCCCUGUCAGUAUUAAUUAACCCAUUUUCAUGUUGUUUGUCGCCAUUUCAUCUAGUCUUCUGUCGCUAUUUGAAGGCCAUAUUGCUUAGUGGAAUUGUACUUUAGCAGGGCCUCUAUUAUUAAAUAGCAGUUUGAACUAUCACUAAAAAUAGGUUUUGCCACAUUAGACCCCCUGCUUGACUCAGACAAACUUUGCAUUCUACUCAAAGGCUUUGUAUGAGCAACAUGCAUUUCCGAGAAGAAAAUGUUCAUACAAUUUGCAAUGAACAGUUUUGAAAUGUUUAUUGAGAUUCAUUCUGUUCAUUCUAAUAUACUACUAUAGGGAACAAAACCUGGAGAACAUGACUUCCCAUACAAAACUCUUAUAGGGAUCAUGUUCAUUGUCUGAGUUACAGCAGGGGCCAGAAAUCUGUGACGUCAUUAGUGUAAAGCACUAUUGGAAUACAUUUUAUUGGGUAGCCUCCCAAGCAGACCUUUUGAGGCCUUCGUCAUGUAUCUCUCCCUAGUUUGAAGUGUUGGAGAAAAGUAAAACUAAGUGGUUUUCUCUUCUCUGCAGAUGAAGACGAGUACAUGUCUCUAUAUAGUCAUGUAACUGGAAGUACAACUCAUUCGGCUGUAGAGGCAGAAAGCAACAGAUCUUUAACAAUUUCCAAGUCACUACCAAGCCAUUCUGCUACUUCAGGCAUUCAUGAAACUGACACACCUGAUAUUCAUUCAAUAUUCAGUGAUGACCUUGAACUAAAUCAGUGCAAAUCUCCAGCAGUAUCAAGCGCUAAAACUCGGUCUCACAUGGGAACACUUUCUGCAGAUGUACAAUCUGAUGUAAGAUCUCAUGCUUCAGCAGGUUUUUUUGGCAGUCCUUUGUCUCAUUGUCAAUCAAGGUCCAUCCCACCUUCCAGACAGUCACUAAGAAAGAACCCAGAUGAGAUGACUGAUUUUGAAAGGGAAUUCUUUAGCGAAGACUACAUGUCUGGUGAUGAGGGAGAUGAAGAGAAUUUCAUGAAUAAUUCUUUGACUCCAUCGGGACCAGAAAAUGAGCCAGAAUGCGGCUUUGGUUCAGAAAAAUACAAAGACUUUUUAAGAUGUCUGCCUGUUCAUCUGUCCAAGAGAAUUUUAGGGAUGUUAGACAAGAAUAGUUUAACAAACUGUUUAUGCCUGAGUAAACACUGGAGAGUUCUUGCCGAAGAAGUUAAACAGGACUAUAUGGUUCACCAAAUCAUGACUGAAGAAAUCAUGCUCAUGCAAGUUAGUUUUUGCAUUAAAAGAAUGUCCUUCUCUAUAAAAUGUACUCCUAUUUAUAUGGACGGUUUAUUGGUUUGAACUCCCAUCCCCCAACCUUCUUUCAGUUUUGUUAUAUAUUCAUAGUUUUGAGGAUUUUUGUCUUUUAAACCCCACUCUCUCACAGAAUCUUUCAUAACUCCAUAGAGUGGGUCGGUAUGGAUAUUUUCUAGGGUCACAACUAUUACACCAAAUUUUCUUUGUCAAUUUUGUGGGUCAAAAUUAAAUUUAGGUUAAACGUUUUUACCCAGGUUGAUAAUCAAUUUUCCUUAGUCUUCUAGCCCUAAUUCAUGAAUAUUAUGAGGGUUAGGAGACAGAGGAAAUUUUAACCUGAAUUUAAUUUUGACCUGUAGAUACACCUGUAGUUUCAAUAGCCUGGCUUACAGAUAUCCACUUGUCCUUUACAGCAAAAACUAUGCUAAGAUUUGCAUUAUUGAUUCCACAUCAAACAUAACGUGAUUGAGUGUUUUUACUUAUUUGUUUGUUUCUCUUCUUAAAGAAGAACUCUGUGAGUGUUUUGACUUUAUCAGUGAACAUAAAUUAAAAUGAAAUCUUCAGAAAUUGCAUUGAAGCAAAGUAAUAAAUGUACCUCAAUCUUUUUCUCUACAUGCAAGCCUAGGCAGUUUAGGGUGUUGGCUGGAGCUACCAAAUUUGAUUCUGUCCAUGCAGUGUCAAUGACUUUUGCUUUGCCAGAGACAUUCUUUUCUGCACGGUUUGUGUCCAAGUAAAAUAAGGCUGGUGAUUGCUGUGAGGAACUUACACAUCUCAAUUUAUAACCUGUACUCUAGUGACCAGACCUUGUUUAGAUAAUAUUUUUUUAAAACAUGGUGUUUUUUUUAAAUUUAUUAUUGUUUAUUAAGGGAGCAUCUGCCAAAGGUAUGAACCCAAGAUAUGCUAAAUUUGUGCCUGUUCAUAUACCACUGGAUCUUGAUGAGGAUACAAAAGAACAUUUGAACCUUGGAGGUAAACAUCACAAAGAGUCAAGUCAUAACCUUAAAGAAUGCUAUGAAGGAAUUGCUACGAAAGUAGUUCAACUAGAGGAAAGGAACAUUUACUGUGGGGCUUACAAUGUACUGGUUCUUCAGGACAUGUGAGUAUAGUGUGUAAGAUUAAAAUUUAUUUUAUGGUAUAAAAUAGUAAAACUGUGAAAGGUUUGAACCCAGGAGUCAUUUCAUAAGUAGGUUGAGUAUGGUCAUUCUGGUGAACGUAGUCUUGAAUAGGACUGUUGUUGACUUGAAUCACUGUCAGCAACAACAGUCCUACUCAGGAUCCUACUCAGGACUACGCUCACCCGGACGAUGAUACUCAACCACAUAUAAAAUAGUGUAAUGUAAACCGAUUUUUUUGUACUGUGCUUCUCCCAAAAUUUAGUUGAAUCGUACUCGUAAACUGGUUCGCAGCGAGUGUUUCAAAAAUAAGCUGAUAACUUUUGUCAUCCUUCCUUGAAGGUUUUUAUCCAUUUUGAUAAAUCUGCCACUAUGAAAUAUCAGUUCAAUAUCAAAAGCAACUUGCUUGUACUUGUCGGCUUGAGAAACUCAUAACUUUCGAACUUUGAACUUUCAUUUAAAAUUCAUCCUUUCGUUCUCAAGUUCAUGAUUUGAUUGACAACUGCGUAAAUAAAUUGCUAAGUUUGUGGUGAACUGCGGGAAUUUCAAAUGAACUUCGGAAACCGUUUGUCAAAAGUUUUGUGAAGCACACUGUAAAACAGAUUGUCUGCAACCACAUGAUUGUUUCAGAUAGUAUUGUUCCUAUCAGGUUUACGUACUCAGCUGUUUGUGAAGCUUUAGUUUAUGUAUUGCAACUAUGAUUGCAGGGAGGACCCAAACCGAUGUACAAACUUUAAUGGAGGAAGACUGGUUGUGUCUGGAUCAUAUGACAGGCGAGUGCGAUUAAUAGAUGCUUCGACUGGCAAGUGCGAGAGGACCAUUCAAGGCCAUGCAGGAUCUAUCCGCUGUGUUUAUGUCUCAGAAGAAAGGGGCAUUGUACUCAGUGGGGGAUAUGACACUUCAAUAAGGUGAUAAUCAAGUUAGAUUAUGUGAAAACAAUAGAGAGCUUUAGAUUCUGAGAUGAGGACAACUAUGAGUACGAGAUUUUGCGCGUGUGCAAACCAAUGUCAUUUUGGCAGGAAAACGCGAUAGCUGUCAUCAAAUGUAAGAAGUUCUAUCAUUUUGCUAUCAGGAGAGGGCUUAACCUCCUUCAGUAUAAAUAACCACAUUAACUUUUUUGGUAGAAAUUUGAGUAAAUUGAAGCUUUUUGGGGUGUCUUUUUUUUUUGAGAAUGUGUGCAAAAACUUUAAGUUAAAUCUCGUACUUGUACCCAUUCUCGUCCUCAAAUCUAAAGCUAUCUAACAUCACAACUCAACUCAGUGAUGGUAAAGAAAAUAGUGAAUGCUUUGUUUAUAGUGGAAGUGUUUUUUUGCUCUUCUAGCUGCUGCCACUAUGUAAGCUCAGAUAAUUUGAAACAAGUAAUGUACUUAGAAACUAAUUAUGAGGAUUAAGCACCCCAACUGGCAGGGGUUCACUGUGAUGUUGGAAUAAUGACACGGAGUGUUUAAUUUUCUUUUCCAUCAUUCCCUCUUUGCCUUCAUACUUAAACAAAUUCAAAUGUCUUUGACCAACAAAAUUCAUGAAAAAAAUGUUUCAGAUGUCUCACUCAAAGCAAUGUUAGCUUAGCAGAGGGUUCAGUGGGCAGUUUCCCAGAACCCUAAAUUGAUCCAAUGUUUCUAGCUAUCUUUACUGAGGACAUUUUGCUUUUUCACUAGGUGCUGGGAUAUAGGAAGAGGCAAUUGUAAAUGCAUAUUUAGAGGGUAUGUCAGAUUUCACCUGUUUAUAAGUUGUUUUUCAGUUUAUAGUUUACUGUUCAUGUCAUCUUGAUGAUAUUGGCCUAAAUUGUUAAUAAUAAUUAUUAUUUUUAAUAUGUCACUAAUUAUUAGUGACAUAUUAAAAAUUGCACCAAUUUGACCAUUAAAUCUCUAUUAAAUUUUUUAUACAUUUUUCCCAAGGUGAACGGGCCAAAUUUUUGAGAGUGUGAUAAAUAUCGUGGGUGGAAGUCUUGAGUUUCACUAAUAUCUCAAGUUUUAAAAUUUUCUGUUUCGUAUUUUUAGACACCGAGCCACAGUGCUUUGCAUUGCAUUGCAUGGAAACCACUUAGCAUCUGGAGCUAGGGACAAGAGUGUUAAAGGUAAGAUUCGAAUUUAGUUGUUUUUCAGUGAGAAAAUAGAAGAUAACCAGACUGUAAAUCUUUGCUAUUCAACUCCCUGGUUGUUCUUCUUAACUUGUAUUUCUUUAAGCCGGUAGUGGAGCUUUAAGUUAAGAACGAUAAGAUGGCGACUCUUCGUUGUCGGCUACCAGUUGUUUGCAGUUGUAUCCAACCUUUUAUCUUGUCUCUUUACUCACUCCAUUUCUUAUCAGAAUUUAUCUUUCGCAGAAUUGCCAGAAACCUAUAACCUCUCGAGUCUUGCAGCGGAAAUGUCAAAAAGCGAAUGAAGCGUUCUUCUUAGGCCGCAAAGCAGCGGAGCGAGUGAGAUUUCAUGAGAGGUCUAGCGACCCAUAUUAAAUACGGAAAAGGACUUUACCGAAAGUCUUUAUCAUCCAAUGAAGAUAUUUAUAAAUCCAUGAUUUGUGCACACAUCAGUCACGUGUUGCUGUUUUUCUUGGUGUUUUGUCAACCACACCCAACUCAUGAGUCACAACUCUGCGGGUGUUUUGACAUCAACGCAAUUUAUUUAUUUAUUUUUUGGAGGGACUUUCUUGUCCACUUAACUUUGACUUUCGAAAAUGUCUUUUUUUAGUGUGGAACUUUGCUACUGGCAAGUGCAGGCGGACGUUUCGUCAUCGACACGUGGUACAAACAGUUGAUGUAAGCUAUUGAACUAUACUUUUUUCAGUUUAAAAGGGUACUUUUUGUUUUAACUACAAUCACAAUGGAUUUUUUUAUAUUUACUUUCGUCCAUAAAAUAACAUUCGGGGAAACACCUCCAACACACUGGUUCAAGUACUUUUCUUUGCUUUUUCAGGUCUCUGAUACGCUUGUUGUCAGUGGAUGUGAAGGUGGAAAAGUGAAAGUUUGGGAUAUCGAACGGGCAUGUCUACUCAAGGUACGGACUUUUGUUUUUUAAACAUUCUCCGGUUCAUCGUCCUUCAUUCAUCUGGGGCUUCAUGCGAGUAGAUCCCCUUCUAUUUCUCCUUUUAAGCACCACGGUAGGCACCCAGGUUAACGGAACACGUAGCCACGCAGUGUAACGGAUGCCCACAGUUGGUCUGAGGGACUAUCUUUAGGUGGCCUGUGCGCAAGGACGCCGAGCCCGUGCGCAUCCUCCCUCGCGCAUCCUUUCCUUUUCUUUUUUCGCAUUGCAGACUGAGCACCGAACAUGUGAAUAAACUGGGAAACAGUGUUGCGAACGUAAACUUUGCGACGUGGAAGAAAAAUGUUUUGCCCUGAUUCAAAAUAGUUUUUGAACGUCGGGGGUUAAAAGUUGCUUUUUUCCUCUGUCUUUCUUUGCUAAACUGCAAUGCUUCCCUUGUACAUUCAGCUUUGAAAGAGUUCUUUUAGUCUAGAUGCCCGUCAGUGUCUUGCUCAUCACAUCAGUAUUGUACUUGCUGUCAUUGGCGAGAUGUAUUAGUUUCCUCUUGAUUUUGUUUUAUUAUCACACUCUCGUACCCAAAUCUCUUGUUAACGAAACCGAGAGAUCUGGGAACGAGAUUAUUGCUAUCAAAACCACUGAACGUGCUGUUCACUACUAUGCAAUUGUCUGUUGUUUUCAGUCCCUUGACGGUCAUCAUGGUGCAAUCACGUGUGUGAAGUUUGACGACUAUCACAUCAUAACUGGCAGUCUAGACUGUUACGCUAUGGCGUGGAGCGCCAUUGGAAAUCACAAGAAAUGCCUACAGGCAUUUAGACACCCCAAGUAUGUCAUACUGACGUUUUCUGUUCUUACAAGCAUACCAUGAUAAGACCCAAAUGUAAAAAUACGAAAAAUCCCUUUUAAUACUUUGCGAUCUAACUUGGAUAAAAACGCGCUUAAAUAUAUUAGAAGAGGUAGAGUACGUUUUAUGUAAGCCCUGCCUGUUAUGCGAUUUAGGCAAAUUUAGCCAUGCGGAACUAGCCACUAAAAAAUGGUCGGUUGAAAGAAUAAUCCACUGUAAAGCUUCUGUAAGGUGGGUGUGGACGAUUUGAAGAAGACCGGAAAGCGGGAUGCAUUUGGUGUUUUUGAAAACAUCUAACUCUUUCUGUUUCUAAAGAUUAACACCUAACUUGGUUGUUUUCCACCUUGAAUUUAGCAGUAAUUUCUCUGCUCGUGUUAAAGUUCAUAGCUAAUAACCGGGCCCAACGACACAAACUCACACUCCCUCCAUAGAUCUAUGGGGCGGCGGCGGGGUGGGGCGCGGGGGGAGAGACAAGGGAGGUUUUCUUCUCCUCUCCUCCGCUCUAGAGUUUCAACAGAGAGCUUGCGUGCAGGCUACUUACUCUGUUUACUCUGUUUUCUGUUUUUUUUCAGGGAAGUUCUCUGUGUGGAGUUUCUUUAUUGUCGAAUAGUCACAGGCUCUGCAGACGGAAAGGUUGGACUUUCAAUUUUAUCAUUGGUUUUUCGUUUUUUGUUUGUUUUAACCCUGCACAGAGGCCCUUCAAACUUCCUCGUUAGAAAACGAGUAAUUUCAAGGGUUCACUUAUGCAUUGCAAGAUUUUUUUGUGAUUUUCUCCCUCCGCCGUUUUCAGCUGCGUAUCUGGAACCUCUUGAAUGGAGACUGUCUUCGGAUUAUCCGUGGAAACAGCAAAAAUGAUGCCGUCACCACAAACAGAGCGUCUGGUGACAGGUGAGUUAACAAAUGAUCAACUGCCUAUUUCUUAGUCGGUAAGGAAUAAAUUACACGGGUUUAUCUGAGAGUCUUAAGUCUUCGUUCACGGCACCGAACGAAUUUUCGACCUGUUGAAAAAUUGUGCGAUUUGGUGUUUCGUUCACUCGGAACCACCUUAGCCGCACGAAAAUUUCAGUCGACGCGUAAACAAAGCGAAAAUAUUGAACGGUGAACGGUCUAAUGCGAACGAAGUCCGGUCAAAUAUUUCAUCUAGUCAAAAAUUGGUCGCGUGCCUAUAACGUCACCAAAGGAAAGGUCAUUAAUCUGACCAAUCACAUCUGAAGCAGGAAAGAAAGUGAACGAAUCAGAAGCAAUUGUACGUAACCUGCGCACUGAAAGGGCGGGAAAAGCGUGCGAUGAAACUACAUUUGGUUUUGCUUUUGUUUGUGAUUGGCCCGAGAUUUUCAAAAUAUCACUUGUGACACGCCGUUGAAAAUUUCGUCAUAGAGUCAUUAUUAAUAUACCGGUUUACCACCAAAAGGGGAAUGUUGCCCAAUGCAAAAAAAACUGUCGAGGUUUUUCAGUUCCUUUAAUUUGUUUCUUUAAGGAUUUGCGAGUAGUAUUUGUUGUGGCUUCCAUAAACGAGAAAACGGCCACACCGAUGAUUGAAUAUUGCACGUUUCACAGAAGAUGAAAUGAAAACAAAAACGUGAUUCAUUAAUCACUUUUUACGAAAAAAACGUUUAAAAAAACAGAAUCAUGUCAUAGACACUUCAUAUUUCACUUCAAAGUCAAAAUCAAUUAAAUUUACAGUUAUGUUAUAAUUGAUCUCGUUAAUUUGGUUUUGCUUGUAUUUUUUUCCAGGAUGAUUGUCAACACACUGAGCAACCUUUUAAUUUUUAACUUCGAGGCAGUGCAGUGGGAUUUUAAUUUAGAUCCUGAACGGCCGGAAGGACUUGGAAAUCUCAAUAUCUAUUCAAAGACUCCUCCUCGAAGACUAGCACGCUCUCAUGUACGAGCGCACAAGCUCAUGCGCGCUGACACUAAAGACAGUUUACCUUCCAGACCUCCGUCACAGAUGAAAACGCCAACAUUUGACCUCAACAUUAAUUUACCGCAAAGGAUUUCAAGCGCACCUCCACGAAUAAAGCACCACGAAAGCACGUUAAACAGUAUGAAUGCACACGUACGUAGACUUUUAAACGCACACAAGGAGAAAGAACAAAAACCACGUCCUCAUUCCUCGCCGAUCGCUACUUCUCGUCAGUCUCGUGGGCUGACCGAGUAUGGCAUCACACCAUCGGAGGUUGGUGACGAUCUCACAGCGAGCAUGAUAAUUACAAAAGUUGCGCGUUCGCAUCUUAAGCCUCCAUCUAUCCCGGAUAAUAGGCGCUCUCGGGUUAUAACGCGAAGCCGCUCAGCUCCAGCGUAUCGCACGCAGGUCCUGCCCCCGGGCAAGCGUGGUUGGACAACGUCUGUGGCAGAGCCGCUAAAGGCACCGGAAAACAAAAUCAUGGUCUCUGCUGAGCAAGCGCGGGAAAAAAUAGCCAAAAUGCGACCGCAAAGUGCGCAAGUACAUCCGAGGAAAGAAUCUAUUUCGAUUAAUCCAGUUAAGAGCCUCGGUUGCUUGCAUUUAAGGACCUACACGAGUCAACUGCAGAUUGAACAGAGACUUACGCAGGAAAAUUUACGUGACAGAGCAGCUCGUGUGACAAAG
This is a messenger RNA of Porites evermanni, 13143 nucleotides long. Lineage: Eukaryota; Metazoa; Cnidaria; Anthozoa; Scleractinia; Poritidae. The record is from the annotation of a GenBank genome assembly.